Messenger RNA from Magnolia sinica, 1943 nucleotides. Its product is annotated as thaumatin-like protein 1b. The transcript is spliced from 3 exons. Gene Ontology annotation, cellular component: extracellular region. The record is from RefSeq and is a predicted model, not a curated record. NCBI's taxonomy places the organism in Eukaryota, Viridiplantae, Streptophyta, Magnoliopsida, Magnoliales, Magnoliaceae. Bases 102 to 1016 code for a protein of 304 amino acids. Gene Ontology annotation, biological process: defense response.
CCCCGUUCGCAAACACUUCAAAAAAAAUCCCAUUGCUUUCUUUCUCAAAGCGAAAGGGAUUAGAUUAGAGCACCCAAGAAAAACCUAAAUCUUCCUUCAAAAUGCCAAGCGUAUCCCUUUUCCUUCGCUUCCUCACCUUACCCUUCCUCUUCGUCUCAGGCGUUUUAUCGGCUUCAUUCACAUUUACCAACAACUGCCAAUACACCGUAUGGCCUGGUGUAUUAGCGAGCGCAGGGACGUCGCCUCUAUCAACAACAGGCUUCCUACUCCAGAAGGGCGAGUCGAAGACGCUCUCCGCGCCCUCCUCAUGGUCCGGACGCUUUUGGGGUCGAACCCAAUGCAUGGAAGAUACUUCUGGCAAGUUCUCGUGCGUGACCGGAGACUGCGGGUCAGGGAAGAUAGAUUGCGCCGGGGCUGGAGCUACUCCUCCAGCUACGCUUGCAGAAUUCACUCUAAACGGUUCUGGGGGGCUUGAUUUCUAUGAUGUGAGUUUGGUAGAUGGGUACAACCUGCCCAUGCUGGUUGUUCCACAGGGGGGCUCCGGCAACUGCAGCACUACCGGAUGUUUGGCGGACCUUAAUGGGGCGUGCCCUUUCGAACUUCGGGUGCUGGGUGUGGAUGGGAGCGAGAACGUGGCAUGCAAGAGCGCCUGCGAGGCUUUCGGUGACCCGCACUACUGCUGCAGCGGCGCGUACGCGACUCCGGACACCUGCAAGCCAUCUCCUUACUCGCUAUUAUUCAAGCACGCGUGCCCGCGUGCCUACAGCUACGCCUACGACGACAGUACCAGCACGUUUACGUGCGCUUCUGCCGACUACGUCAUCACCUUCUGCCCCACAAUCACCAGCCAAAAAUCGUCCGGUGGGCAUCCGGAGGCUGCGGAUCUGCCGCUCGUCAACAGCACAAUGGUCUACGUAGGCGGCGAUCAGGCAGGGAACGCGGUACCACGCCAUGCCACGGCAUCAAUCUCUCUUCUGGCCGUUGGCAUCGCUGUUGGGCUAUUGCGGCUACACUAAUCUCUUUCUGAUUUUAGCGAAUGGGCCCCACAACUUUUAGGUAGGUUGGCAAGUUCAAGUGCUGUAUGGGCCCCACAUGUGUGGAAGAUGGACGCCAUUGCAUACUCGUCACUGAACAGUACCAUGUGGACCUCACCCUGAUAUAUCUGUUUUAUCCACGCGGUGCAUCCAUUUGUCAGAUCAUCCUGGGACAUGAAUCUAAAAAUGAAGCAGAUCCAAGUAGUAUAUGGACCAAACCACACUAAACUGUGGUAAUUUAACGCCCAAACUUCCUUGGGGCCACAAAAGUUUUUGAUAAGCUGAUAUUGUGUUAUCCCUGUCAUCCAGGUCGCUAUGACCUAAUCAUCAGGUUGGAUGGCAAAUAAAGGCCCUAGAAAGUUUUAAUGGUUGGCGUUCGAUCACUACUGUUGUCUUGUGGUGUGGUCCAUCUGAGAUUUCGAUCUGCAUCAAAUUUUGGCUCAUGUUCUUAAAAGAAUGAUCCAAAAUGUAUGGUCAGUGUGGAUAAAACACAUACAUCAUUGUGGGGCCCACAGCACCGUCCAGUAGCCACGCUGCUACCGACACUGUCAAUAUGCGAUCCACGUCCGUGGAAGAUAAGGAGCAGGAUUCAUUGAUGAAUGGCCCGGAGGGUCGGUGAGGAUGACGAGGAGCUGACGAGGAAGAAGACACGAUCCUUUUGGGUUUUUCUAUCCAUUUUUUAGCCUAUUUAUUAUUAUUAGUUAUUUUUAUGAAGAAGAAGAAAAAUAAUAAUAAUAAUAAUAUAUAUAUAUAUAUAUAUAUACAUGCCCGCCUGAUCCAUGCACGAACUCCAGCUGUGUGGAUGACAUUUUAAAUGGAAACGUUCGUUAUGCAGUCUUGUCGCGAUAUGUAAGCAUCAAGCCUACUUGUUUUCGUGCCAAAGACCAAGUUGAGGUACCUUUGUUGCCA